AUGACUGCGAGAGCCUGCUGCCAAGCGCAAAGUCCCCGGCUCGUUCAGCGAUACUGUCACAUGAUUCGUGCUGCGUGGCAUUACGACAUUGUAUCGCAUUCCUCCCCGGUAUCAAACUUUGCGUGGGUAAAUCUACGCGCGUUCUGGGCAUACCAGCGUACGAUAUCGGCCAUGGCGCGGCACCCUACCUUUUCAUGCUUGACGACGAAUAUGCUUCAUGCGGUGUCGCGGACAUCCGAGCGCGGCUGCCCGCGGCCCAAGUGCCUGGUGAAGCGCCGCGCCUGCCCCUCUCCCUCUCCCCCUCUCAGCCGAGGGACCAGGGCGAAUUGCCGCCCGGGAACCCGUCGCGGGCCCUUCCUUAUCUUUGACAUGGACGGACACUAA
Purpureocillium lilacinum is the source of this 384-nucleotide messenger RNA. NCBI's taxonomy places the organism in Eukaryota, Fungi, Ascomycota, Sordariomycetes, Hypocreales, Ophiocordycipitaceae. The record is from RefSeq and is a predicted model, not a curated record.